Messenger RNA from Pelobates fuscus (common spadefoot toad), 510 nucleotides. RefSeq names its product ribosomal protein S12 (gene RPS12). Gene Ontology annotation, molecular function: structural constituent of ribosome. The transcript has 5 exons. Gene Ontology annotation, biological process: translation. The record is from RefSeq and is a predicted model, not a curated record. NCBI's taxonomy places the organism in Eukaryota, Metazoa, Chordata, Amphibia, Anura, Pelobatidae. Bases 97 to 495 code for a protein of 132 amino acids. Gene Ontology annotation, cellular component: ribosome; cytosolic small ribosomal subunit.
AUGGGGGAAGCGGCAGAAGAAAGGGCAAAUGUAACGCUUUUCGUUUGUGUCUGUAUUUCAGCGAACUGACCCCAAACAUCCAUUCGUAAUCCAACAAUGGCCGAGGAAGGCAUUUCUGCUGGAGGUGGAAUGGAUAUCAACACCGCUCUUCAGGAAGUGCUCAAGACCGCACUUAUCCAUGAUGGUCUAGCUCGUGGAAUCCGUGAAGCUGCCAAGGCUCUUGACAAGCGCCAAGCCCAUCUCUGUGUCCUGGCUUCCAACUGCAAUGAACCAAUGUAUGUGAAGUUGGUAGAGGCACUUUGUGCUGAACACCAGAUCAAUCUUAUUAAGGUUGAUGACAGUAAAAAACUUGGAGAAUGGGUUGGUCUCUGCAAGAUUGACAGGGAAGGAAAACCUCGCAAGGUUGUUGGUUGCAGUUGUGUAGUUGUAAAGGACUAUGGCAAAGAGUCUCAAGCAAAAGAUGUCAUUGAAGAGUAUUUCAAGUUGAAGAAAUAAACAUCUAAAUAAAAG